Messenger RNA from Triticum urartu, 555 nucleotides. RefSeq names its product protein RAFTIN 1B-like. The record is from RefSeq and is a predicted model, not a curated record. NCBI's taxonomy places the organism in Eukaryota, Viridiplantae, Streptophyta, Magnoliopsida, Poales, Poaceae.
AUGCUGGCGACGAGCCGGCCCUUGGUCGCGGCGGCGUCCGCACUUCCCAACUCCGGCCUGCCGCGCCGCACGUACACUGUGCAGGCUAUCAAGCCACUAGGCGGAGGAGGCGGCGGCUACGUGGCAUGCCACAGCAGGGCUUACCCGUACGCUGUGUACGAGUGCCACAUGAUGGAGGGCUCGUCCGAGGAGGCGUACGUCGUCUCCAUCCGCGGCGGCAGCGGCCUCCCUACCGUGGACAUGGCGGCGGUGUGCCACUUCGACACCUCUAAUUGGAUCCCAGCUCACCCAGCCUUCAAGAUCCUGGGCACCCACCCCGGCGGCUCGCCCGUGUGCCACUUUCUUCCCUACGCCGACCUCAUGUUCGGCGUGAAGAUGGCCGACAAUGCAUAGAAUCUUAACAACAAACUACGUACAAGCAGAGAUGACCUAAAUGUCAUUAGCAAGAAUAAAAAGUACUCGUAGUCUAUUUGAUCAUUAUCUAUCCGUAAGUUGGCUAUACCCCACAUCUUUAUCUUUAUCUUUAUCUAAAAAUAAAGGGAAAAAGUUUUCAUA